Molecule: messenger RNA, 1343 nt
Organism: Ostrinia furnacalis (Asian corn borer)
Lineage: Eukaryota; Metazoa; Arthropoda; Insecta; Lepidoptera; Crambidae
Gene: PSR
Product: bifunctional arginine demethylase and lysyl-hydroxylase PSR
Exons: 3
Coding region: 109-1281 (390 amino acids)
Biological process (GO): phagocytosis
Cellular component (GO): cytoplasm; nucleus
Molecular function (GO): P-TEFb complex binding; histone H4R3 demethylase activity
Source: RefSeq, a predicted model, not a curated record
AAUUAAUGUCAAAAUUACACCAAAAAUCCCAACCUGUGAAUCAAUCAAUUAAUUUUUCAUCAUUUUUACAGUGUAGUAAUAUAGUUCUAAAGCAUUUAUAUAUACAAAAUGAUGAGUGAAUAUACAGUUUCACAUAAAGCUAAAAAGCGCAUCAAAGAAGUUAAAAGGAAAGCCCGACCAGAACUAACAAACAAACAACAAUGGAUGACGUUAAACUAUGCUGAAAACUUUGAAGAGUUUUUAAAAUGUAAUGAUAAUGUUGAGAGAGUAGAUAAUAACAAAGUAUCACCUGAAGAAUUUAUAGAAAAAUAUGAAAAAGUGUUUAAACCAGUUGUUAUUACUAAUGUACAGACUAACUGGAAAGCAAACCACAAGUGGACCUUAGAUAGACUAGCCAAAAAGUACCGUAACCAAAAAUUUAAAUGUGGCGAAGACAAUGAGGGUUAUAGUGUUAAGAUGAAAAUGAAGUAUUACGUCACCUACAUGAAGACAACGACUGAUGACAGCCCGCUUUAUAUUUUUGAUAGUAGUUUUGGAGAGCAUAUGAGACGAAAAAAGCUUCUUGAAGAUUACGAAGUACCAAAGUACUUCAGGGAUGACCUAUUUAAGUAUUGUGGAAAUGAGAGGAGACCUCCAUAUCGUUGGUUUGUGAUGGGACCACAGAGGUCGGGCACCGGGAUCCACAUAGACCCUCUAGGUACUGGUGCUUGGAAUGCCUUAGUGUUUGGUCACAAGAGAUGGUGCCUGUUUCCGACACAGACUCCAAAAGAACUGAUCAAAGUCACCGGCGCCAUGGGCGGGAAACAGAGAGAUGAAGCUAUUACUUGGUUCAAGUUAAUUUAUCCUAAAACACAACUGGAAUCUUGGCCACAAGAGUAUAAACCGGUGGAAAUCCUCCAGAAGCCUGGUGAAACGGUUUUUGUUCCCGGUGGUUGGUGGCAUGUGGUGCUGAACUUGGAUGACACAGUUGCUGUCACUCAAAACUUUUGUAGCCGUACCAAUUUCCCCAUUGUAUGGCAUAAGACUGUACGUGGUAGACCCAAACUGUCCAAGAAGUGGAUCAAAGUUCUUGAGGCCAAAGAACCUGACUUAUAUAAAAUAGCCAGUAGUGUUAACCUAAGCCAAAGCACUGGUGUAGCAUCUGACAGCUCAUCUAACAGCAGCUCCUCGAGUAGCGACAGCGAGAGCAGCUCUUCAGGCAGCUCCAGUGAGGACGACAGCGGCCAGGAGAGCAUCUCUGCUCAUAAGAAAAAGAAGAGAAGGAAAAUUGGAGCUGAAUAACGAAAUAAACUAGAAUAUAACUUAAGUUUUGAAAAGAUUUAUACCACAAAACAAAAAAAUUG